AUGUGACAACAAAGAAAACAACUUCAGUCGGCAGCUGGUGCUCCAUAUUGUUAAAGUAAGCAGGCUAAAGUUAGCAUGUUUGUUGUUGAUCUCCACUACAGCAUAAAUCGCCUCAGAAUGAAAACACGAGUUAAAUGGACACUGGUGAGAAAACAUAUUUGAUAGUGCAUCGAGUAACCAAAGCUAUGUAACAUGUCGUGAUUGUUAAAUGUUGUCGAGUAAAAGUUUAAUCUUGUUUACCUUUGGCUUGGACUAAACACACGUUGCGGUAAAGAGGAAAAAGCUUCCGAUAAGUCCCGGCGCCGGCAAUGUUCCCGUUACGUGAUUGGAGGAGAGCUUGUGCUUUACGGCCUCUCAUUGGCUCUUUGACCUGUCAGUUAAGAUGAUUGGCAGUGACGACAGCGCGUCGGACACAGCCACUUCCCGCGUGGUGGCGACAGAAGCUCACUCACUCAGUAAAUGUCAGAGAUGUGGACGGUGAAGGUGGUCGGCCUGGGAGUGGUGGUGCUCUCUCUCAGUGUGGAGCUGCUCAGCCGGCUCCUGCGUCGCCUCUGGCCUGGAAAACCCCUCAAUGAGGUCCUCUUCUUUCCCUCAGAGAUCGCCUGUGUGGAGCACAUCUUCCCUCCCUCGUUGCCUCAUUUCUGUUUGUGCCCAUUGCCUCAUGGCGUGGAGACCUCUUUCUCCCGUCUUCUCCGCCACAUCCUGUCUGCCUCCUCCUCUCUGGACGUGUGUAUCUUUGCCUUCUCCAACAUGGACCUGUGUAGGGCCGUUCUCGUGCUGCAUCGCAGGGGCGUCACCAUCCGACUCAUCAGUGACAAGGACUAUGCCAUCAUCACUGGCUCCCAGAUAGGGGUCCUCCGUAAGGCCGGGAUCUGUGCACGCUGCAACAUAAACUCUGUUUACAUGCAUCACAAGUUUGCAGUGGUGGACGGCCGGCUGCUCAUCACCGGCUCCCUCAACUGGACGCUGACAGCAGUGCAGAGCAACAUGGAGAACAUCCUCGUCACCGAGGAGCCAGACCUGGUGAGACCCUUCAUCAAGGAGUUCAACAGGUUAUGGGUGUACAACGAUCCAGGCUCACGUUACAACCAAAACCUGACGGAUUAGCCGUGAUGAAUGCUGAGUCAGAGCUCAUGAACCUCUGAGGUAAAUCUGUUCAGUCAGUUUGGCCACAAAACAUUUAACAGAAUUUCAUCAUAUCUUGUUAUGCAGAGCGUUUACCUUGUUACUUCUGGCUUUGGAGGACUUGACGGAAUACUUUACUCUAAAAAAUAUCAUUUGUCUAUCAAUUACUUGAAUUCUUUAGGAAACCUUCUCGCAUGUCUGUCGUCGGAUUCUUUGUUCAAUGUGGAGAACAUUGAACAAAGAAUCAGAUGACAGAGUAAGUCAUUAGCGGCAGAAGUGUUUUAUUUAGUACGAUUUAAACGUGUGUUUGAGAAGAGUGAGCAUACAAUUGGAUAAAUGAGACUUGUAUUAUGCUGCACGAGUUGUGUGAGCGUUUGUAAAUGGAUGUUUUGAUAUAGUUUUGCUGUUGUUGCAGCACCCAAUUACUUCAAUUCAUCAAGAUUUUCUCUGUUUUUAGAGCCUUUGUUCACUGUGGAGGCAUGCAGGAAAAACCUAAGUUUUCUUAAAGAGUUCAGGGCAGUGCAGGCUGAGUAAUUGAUAUUCAAAUUUUAAUUUUAUGGGUGAAAUAUUCAUUGAAAGUGAAAAUGUUACUGUUCAAUAUGACAUAAGUUUCAUGGCAGUUUUAUUUGAAACAUAUUAGACAUUAUUAUUUAAAGGUUCCUGUUUGAUUCAGUUUUUUAUUAUAUUUUACUGUUUGGCAGAGGCCUGAAUGAAGAUAAUAUCCACAACAUAGAUUUGGUCCUGUAGUAAAGAGAAUACCUCUGUCUCUGUUAGGUGAGAACAAUUCUUAAUUCAAGGCUUGUUUUAUUUUAUUUUUUUACAUAGUGUCACAGGUUGACAUUAUAUAGUUAAAGUUUCUGGGAAGAUUUCCACUGAGGAGACCAAAUGACUCUUCUUUCUUCCUGGUCAUUAUGUAAUCAAUAAUGAUAAAUUUGCCCCCUCAGAACUAAAGGGAUUUUGAGUUUAAUUCAUUUCAUUUUUUUAAAAACAGCAGUUGAUUUGUGUAUACCUUAAAUCUAAAUUACACUGGCUGUGGAAACCCAGUGUAUUGUUGCUACUGUAGACUCAGGGAGAUGUUUGCCAAGAACCAAUAAAAAAACCCUCUUUCACACUGCA
This is a messenger RNA of Centropristis striata (black sea bass), 2241 nucleotides long. RefSeq names its product phospholipase D family, member 6 (gene pld6). The coding region runs from base 460 to 1107 and encodes 215 amino acids. The record is from RefSeq and is a predicted model, not a curated record. Gene Ontology annotation, cellular component: mitochondrion. Lineage: Eukaryota; Metazoa; Chordata; Actinopteri; Perciformes; Serranidae. Gene Ontology annotation, biological process: piRNA processing. The transcript is spliced from 4 exons. Gene Ontology annotation, molecular function: RNA endonuclease activity producing 5'-phosphomonoesters, hydrolytic mechanism.